AUGAGGACGUAGAAACAAAUAAUAAGUUUCCUUCUGCCUUGUACACGAAUGUUCAGAUUUCUGCAAACUUUUAGAUUCUAAAUUAAUUCCAUUUUAUGGCAGAAAUGAAGGAUAACAAAGAACAAGAAGAUUUAGAGGACGUACCGGUCUUGUGUUCACAAAGAUGGAUUUUGGCGUACAUUGGUUUCUUUGGGUUCGGCGUUGUUUAUUCUUUACGAGUAAACAUCAGUGUCGCUGUCGUCUGCAUGUUGAAGCCGACAAAUGUGAUUGAAGCAGACCUAAAUAUUACCAAUUUUACAACCGCCUUGCCGACAGAUGUCGCCUGUAUAAAUGAAAUGAAGGCAGCCUCGCAUUCCAGUGACCGAGCAGAACUGGAGUGGAGCACAGAAACCAAGUCGUCCAUACUGGCCUCAUUUUUCUACGGUUACAUAGUAACACAGGUACCUGGUGGAUGGCUUGCUGAUAGGUAAGAUGGUUAAC
Messenger RNA from Ruditapes philippinarum (Manila clam), 480 nucleotides. Its product is annotated as sialin-like. Gene Ontology annotation, biological process: monoatomic anion transport. The transcript is spliced from 3 exons. Gene Ontology annotation, molecular function: transmembrane transporter activity. Lineage: Eukaryota; Metazoa; Mollusca; Bivalvia; Venerida; Veneridae. The record is from RefSeq and is a predicted model, not a curated record. The coding region runs from base 96 to 470 and encodes 124 amino acids.